UUUACCUCGAUCCUCGGAAGAAGACAUUUGAGUGAGAAAUAAGUCUCGCAGAAACGUGAACCCGCUUGGGUUGAAGCCGAAGGGCGCCUAAAUUGUAUUAUUAUUAAUUUUGUUUUAUCAAAAUGUCUAAACUACAGCUGUUGAAUGUGUUUAUCACCGAGCGGCUAACAACAGCAGCAGUGGAGAUAUUUGGUUCGGCGGAAAAGACGUUAGCAGUGUACCAGGAGCGGCUAACAACAGCGGCAGUUGAGAUAUUUGUUGUGGUGGAAAAGACGAUAGCAGAGGUUCAGGGAGAGAACGACCGUCUACGGGGGCUUCUUUUAGAUCAUUUAGGAGCAGACCCCCAGCAGCUAACUCUCCCUGAAGAGGUGGUUCCCCCUAAGCAGCAGGAGUGGAGCCCCAGGCCGGGGCAGGAGGACCCAGAGCCCACACAGAUUACAGAGGAACAGGAGGAACUCAGGACCAGUCAGGAGGAAGAGCAGCUUCAAAGACUUAGGUCUGCUACCACAGAGGUUGUACAGUUGAUAUUUAUUCCUCCCUGUGUGGAAAGUGACUGUGACCAGGACAGCAAGACAGACUCUCUACCCACCAACACAACUGAACAGACCCAAUCAGCAUCGGAUGACGAGGACUACAGAGUAUCAGAACUAACCAGUCACUCUCAACCCCUCUCUGCAGUAAAUCCAGACAGUUCUGCAGCUCUGAGUGAAAUCAUUGUAAGUAUUGAUGAAGACGAGAGUGAAGAACUACCGUCAGGUUCAAAGAGAACACGGGGAAAGAAAGGACAAACCUCUCAAGUCUGCACUGAGGCCAAGACAACCAGUGAGCUGAAAGCACCACUAAAGUCUCACGCAAGCAGGAGACCAUACAAGUGUCAUUUCUGUCCUAAAAGCUUCAUCUCAUCAAUCAGUCUUAAACUACACCAUAAAGUUCAUAAAGGUACGAAGGAGAGACUACAGCAGUUUCUUGUGUGCUGUAAAUCCUUUCAUUGCACAGCUUCUUUAAAAGAUCAUCAGCAAAUUCACACAGGUGAGAAAUCACUUAAGUGCCAAGAAUGUGACAAAUCCUUCAGAUGCAAGUACUACUUCAACAAGCAUAUGAGGACUACUCACCCAGGUGCAACGACACACAGCUGUCCUGUGUACAGUGAAUGCAUUAGGAGAUUGUGCAGUCUAAAGGUACACCAGAGACUUCAUGGUGAGAAACCCAAUCAGUCUUCUGUGUACAGUACAGACUUUAACACCUUACCCAAUUAUAAAGUACAUCAGAGCACUCACACAGGAGAGAAACCAUUUAAGUGUCCUGUGUGUAUUAAAAGCUUUACUAGUUCAAGUCUUUUAAAAAUACACCAGAUAUAUCACACAGGGGAGAAAUCACAUAAGUGCAAAGAAUGUGACAAAUGCUUCUACCGAAAUGGAAAUCUGGUCCUCCAUAUGAGGAUUCACACAGGGGAGAAACGAUAUAAGUGUUCUGUGUGUGAAAAAUGCUUUAUAUCAUCUUCUGCUCUAAAAAAACAUUGUGAAAUUGAAGAGAAACCCUGUCAUCAUGAAGUUUGUGGCAAAAGCGUCAUGUGGAAGGGAAGCUUGACAGAACACCUGAAUAUGCACACAGGGGAGAAAUCGUCUAAGUGCCUUGUAUAUGAAAAAGGCUUCACAUCAUCAAGUGUUCUAAAACGCCGCCAGCCGGAUCACUGUGGAGGGAAUCCAGAAGAAAAACUAUCAAAGAGAGAGUCACACCUCUGCAGCGAUUGUGGCAAAAGCUUCCGAACUAUCAGUUACCUGAGAGUGCAUAUGAGGACUCACAGAGAGCGAGAGCUGCAUAAAUGUUCUGUAUGUGGAAAGUGCUUCACAUCAUCUGCUUAUUUCAAACUCCACCAGCGAAUCCACACCGGAGAGAAACAACAUCAGUGCAACGUUUGCAGCAAAAGCUUCACUCUGAGUGGACACCUUACAGAACAUAUGAGGACUCACACAGAGAGAGAACUGAUUAAGUGUCUUGUAUGUGGAAAAGGCUUUACAUCUUCUAGUGUUCUAAAAUGCCACCAGCAGAAUCACUGUGGAGAGAAGCCAGAAAAAAAGCAAUCUGAGGAAACGUCGUAUCUCUGCAGCGAUUGUGGCAAAAGCUUCCGAACUAUGAGUUACCUGAGAGUGCAUAUGAGGACUCACAGAGAGAGAGAGCUGCAUAAAUGUCCUGUAUGUGGAAAAGGCUUCACGUGGGCCUCCUCGCUAAAAAUCCAUCAGCGGAUUCACACAGGAGAGAAACCUUAUCAGUGCACUGUUUGUAGCAAAAGCUUCACUUGGAAGGGAACCCUGAUAGAGCACAUGAAGAAUCACACAGGGGAUAAAUCACAUCAGUGCCACGUCUGCAGCAAAAGGUUUGUUUAUAGCAGAAGCCUGUCUCGUCAUAUGAUGACUCACACAGGGGAGAAACCAUUUAAGUGUCCUGUAUGUGGAAUAUGCUGUACAACAUCAAGUCUUCUAAAAUGCCACCAGCGAAUUCACACCGGUGUGAAACCAUACCUGUGUAACAUUUGUAGCAAACAAUUCACUUGGAAGGGAGGUCUGACACAACAUAUGAAAAGUCACACAGGUGAGAGACCAUAUAAGUGCCCUGUGUGUGAAAAAGGCUUUAUAACAUCGGGUGAUCUGACACGCCACACGCGAGUUCACACGGGAGAGAAACCGUUUCGCUGCAAUGAUUGUAACAAAUGCUUUAGUCAGAUCAGUUCCCUUAAAUCACACAUGAAGAAUAUUCACUAGAGAGAGAACACGUCACAGUAUAAAAUGUGUCUGUCCUAAGGAUGAAAAGGCUUAUUCUAACUGAUACCUGUAAGAGAACAUACCAUGGUUGAGAAAAUGGUGAUCGAAUGACUGGACUUGUAGAACAUUGCAUAUAACCUACACGGAGCGUACAAAACAUUAAGAACACCUUCCUAAUAUUGAGUUGCACCCCGUUUUGCCCUCAGAACCACCUCAG
This is a messenger RNA of Coregonus clupeaformis (lake whitefish), 2976 nucleotides long. Its product is annotated as zinc finger protein 271. The transcript has 2 exons. The record is from RefSeq and is a predicted model, not a curated record. Gene Ontology annotation, biological process: regulation of immune system process; regulation of cytokine production; negative regulation of transcription by RNA polymerase II. The coding region runs from base 123 to 2759 and encodes 878 amino acids. NCBI's taxonomy places the organism in Eukaryota, Metazoa, Chordata, Actinopteri, Salmoniformes, Salmonidae.